CGUUGCACGGCGUCACCAUGAAUAUAGUGCUGCAGGUGGUGCCGUUUUUCUUAGCGGCACGCGUGAACGUGGACGUCCCAUGGUUGUACGGGCCGGUGUACACAUUCAACGUUCAAGUGAACUCGACGGCGAUCUCGGAGGGCAGCUACACGAGCGUCCGGCUGAACGUCGCCUCGAAGCUGAUCUGUCAGCCGAAGCUCCACCGUUACCACGUGCUCAGCUGUCAUUUCAGCGACUCGAAGGCGGACAGUUUCGUGACGGAGAGCCUGGACCCGACGAUACCGGGCCUCCCGGUGAGCGCCGUGAACCGACAGGAGGCGUACGAGAUCUACGACGAUCAGUUCGAGAUCAAGUUCACCGAGCACGGCCUGGACAGCCUCGUCGUCAACGAGAACAUACAGCCGCGCGAGCUGGACAUGAUACGCGUGAUCGUCGGCCAGCUGAACAUCGGCGCCAAGCUCGUCGACUACGAGGACACGUUCGAGGCAAUGGAGAACUUCACUCAGGGCGAGUGCGCGACCAUAUUCUCCGUGAGCAGGAACCUGGCCUGGCACGUCGUGCCGGAGGAUCGAGGCUACGUCCUGGAGACCAUCUACGGGCCCACGGAGGAUCGACUACUGCAGAUACGGAAGAUCAGGAACCUCAACAUUUGCACCCACAACGUGCCCUACUUCUUUGGCAGAGCGGACAGCAGCAUGCGUCAGCACAACGACGUCAUGUCCACCGCUAGUUCGUCGGAAAGUUACAUCACGAUCACGUCCACCGAGUUCAUGGCCAGUUCCACGAACGUGGUGUUGGUCAGAGUGUUCGAGGGCGCGACUUUGUACGAGAACAUAAAGCUCAGGUUAGACUCGAUCGAGCCGGCGAGGAGCGAGCCACCGGAAGUGAAGGAUCCCGAGCUGGCCAGCAUGUUCAUCGGCGGAUGGCUGUGGGACAACUCGCAGCACGACGAUUUCUCGAUGAUGGCCUGAUCGAGACGAUCUCUGUGCAUCAUCCGCAUCGCGAUAGGAAGUCCCGCUGCGUACGAGCAGUGAUACGUGGCUCCAAAUCAAAAUUCACAUCGAUUGUCCUGGUAUCACUGCUCUUGCGAAUAGUGUACAAGUGUAUUGCCAUUCGAUUCUGUAAAUAAUAAAGAAACUUUUCAUUUCUGUAAGAAAACCUA
Molecule: messenger RNA, 1162 nt
Organism: Colletes gigas
Lineage: Eukaryota; Metazoa; Arthropoda; Insecta; Hymenoptera; Colletidae
Exons: 3
Coding region: 18-971 (317 amino acids)
Biological process (GO): lipid transport
Molecular function (GO): lipid carrier activity
Source: RefSeq, a predicted model, not a curated record